Geodia barretti is the source of this 1248-nucleotide messenger RNA. Lineage: Eukaryota; Metazoa; Porifera; Demospongiae; Tetractinellida; Geodiidae. The record is from the annotation of a GenBank genome assembly.
AUUCUCAUGCAGGAGUCCUACACACAAAUAAUAGGCAUCGACAUGGCAGAAAUCCGGUGCCCCUAUCACCACGCUAGCUGGAGAUGUCGUACGCAACACAUUCUGAACUGCCUACGAGGACGUCUCCUGACUCGGAUGCAGGCGAAGAAAUUUUCUUCGUACGUCUGCGUAUGUCCUGGGAGACCUAGCGUGACCUCCCGCGAGAUGCUGGACGCAGCUCCGGACCUCGCUGCGUGGCUACAGGGCAAACCGAGCUCGUUGCCUGAAGAGGUCCGCCGCUCUCUGGAGCUGUACCUGACGGCCGCGGAAGAGCUAAAGCCGGCGGAGCUGGGGCUGGGGCUUGUGCACCUGGUCUCAGUCAUACGGAGGGCAGUUGAAGGUAAGCUGGAGGAAGAGAAUUCUGCCCCAUCACAAAUAAAGCCUCAAUACAAGGAAGACACGUGGAUGCUGAGCCUACCAUCUAGAUACAUCGGUCUCCUGGUUGGACGCGGUGGUCAACACAUACAGACACUCUGUCGGGAACAUAAAGCAGGAAUCUACUUUGGAAAAAAGCAGUCGCUAUGUCAUAGAAACACCCACAGACUGCAACACUACCAAGCUACGCACAGAGAUAGUGUCCAAGUGACAGUGGUAACUAUGGAGAAUGAGUUGGUGAAUAUAGAGGCAAUCAAGAGCACGUUGGAGACAAGAGCAGAGGAACUGAAAGUCAAACGGAAAUCACACGAGGAAGCAGUUGAGAAGUACAGACAGAGAAGGUAUAGACGGUACCUGCACGCAGUGCACGACCCAUGGGAAACACAUAAAUACUGGAGUUCACAGAGACUCAAAGGAAGCAGCUACGGACCACUAUUACCGUCGCAAGCAGCACCAAAAGACAAGGCACCCUCCAAGGAGCCAGGCACACAGUGCGAUAUCAGAGGGCCACUGUCUCAACUGUCUCACUGCAUACUCUCCCAACACCACUGAGAUGGGGGCCUGUACCUUCCACCCCGGCUUUCUCACUGCAGUAAAGGCGGGCAAGAACAGAGGGUACAAGUGGACUUGCUGUGGGCGACGAACGGCCGAAAAUCGGGCCACAGUCAACCAGCACAUUCGAACAGGGUGUUCCAGUGGUCGACACAGAUGGAGGCCGGGAAAGAGCUGUGCCAGAAAAACCAGAGACAGUUGGCUCUCCGAUGACAUCAUCCUCAUUUAGCAAGUGACUCAUAUUACAUGUACAGUAUAAUAUUGUAUAAUGAACAAACUAUU